Messenger RNA from Paraphaeosphaeria sporulosa, 2172 nucleotides. RefSeq lists its product as uncharacterized. The record is from RefSeq and is a predicted model, not a curated record. The coding region runs from base 90 to 2132 and encodes 680 amino acids. The transcript has 5 exons. Lineage: Eukaryota; Fungi; Ascomycota; Dothideomycetes; Pleosporales; Didymosphaeriaceae.
UCUCUAGCGACAAUUGGCUGCAUCAAUCAAGGACCGGCUUGGCCGUUGUUAUUCCUUUUGUCCACCAUUAUCGUCAUCGAGCCAGUGUCAUGUCACAUACCACCUCUUCUUCCACGGAGACAACGAACGCACAUCCUUUUACUCUGCCGAGCCCUCGGGCUACACCGGAAAACUACGACUUCGCGAUGGACCGCCUGUCAUCCGUCUACUACAGGGACCUGUCCGCAAAUGGACUGCAGCUAAAAGGCCUGCAAGGGGAAGGCAGGUCGAGUGCUAUCCAGGUCUACUGUCCAGAAGUACGACGAUCCUGCUUCAAUAACAAUUCUCCCAUCAGUCAUCUAGACUCAGUGUCCUGCUGGAGAGGCUUCGACAUGAAACAGGCGGAGGAGAUUUUUUCAUGGGAGUUUGUGUUUCGCAAGGCGCUGGAAGAGCAAAUCGCAGGCAAUAUCCGCAAAUUACUCCCCACGGUACCGGCUGUCGGCGAUGACAUAUCCACGGUUACGCAUUAUAUUGACGUAGACUUGGAAAGUCUUGUGCAUGCGAUGCUUGAAUAUUACUAUCUCGACAAGCUUGACCAGCGACGACCCGAGAGCGCGUGGGCCCUGGCCAAUGGCGACUUGCCUGGUUUUGCGUACAAUUUCGUGUGUACACGCGAUUGUUUCAUCGAUACUUGCUCUCGUUCUUGCGUACAGGUUGACCUUCUCUUUUCGCCGUCCUUGUCAUCGAUCGUGGGCGAAGUCAUCUGGCAGCGGCCAAACAUUGACUUCAACAAUCUGCCGAACAGUCUGCCUCCCGGAGCGCCAUAUAUUAUCCACCCCAAAUGGCGCUCGCCUGACUACGGCAAUAUGUCUGGGCCACGUUUUACCGUCUUUCCUGGCAACGCUGACUUUAUGGUCGAUUCGCAUUGCUUGGCCUUUGAAGCGUCUCAUGCAGGACACACAUAUCUGUUCAAGGCCGUUGUACCCCAUGUCGACAUAUCGAGCCCGGCAACUCCCAUCUUGGAAACAACCCUCACUGCCAAGACAACAGUGCGUUUCCCUGCAGGAGUCCGAUUCCAGCGUACCAGCCGUUACAGCAUCAAGCUCUCGGUUAUGAUUCAAACCGAGUCACUCCAAAGCGGCGACAUUUCGUUCAGACUAUCACGGCGGGUGGACAGUAUGUCGCCGGAACCAAAAGUCCCUGCUGUAAACCACCCAGUCAUGACUCAGGGUGUAAUCAAUGAAGCAAAGGCGGUACUAGAAAAAAGGUCGGCUGUUGCAGGCCCUAGACUUCCAUCGCUUGCGGAAUGGAAAAAGGACAGUACCGCCCGCAUAACCGCUGCGCUGGACGAGCAUAUCAGCAGCAUUACGUCUACAGAUAAUUAUUCGGAUGCACACUAUGACGACAGAACUACUAAGCCGAAAGCAAAGAAACAGAUGGCAGUAAGCUCGCUCAUCGACGGGACACCAUCCAAAUCGACUCGGUUUGCUUUGCACGAACUCGAUGAUGAGGGCACCCCAGAACUCACAGUGAAACGACAACGAAUCUGGCCGAGUGAAGAGGUGCGGUCGACAUUCUCUGACGCCAUGUAUUUCAUGACCGACGGGAACAAUGCUCCAGUCGAUGCAUGGACUGAUAAACACAUGGAUGAUUUGGGACGUCUCUCCACCACGUGCGUAGGUGAAGCUCAAUCCAUUUAUGCUAUCAAGCUCUCGACGCCAACCAAACAAUCGUGCAUCAAUUCGGCACCCGCACACGGCUCAAAAUCUCGUGCAUACACUACCAGUACCGGAAAAUCACGAGUCAUGCCUGGCCUUCGCAAGAAGGGCAGUGUGAAACGCAUGUUGUUUAAUCACCCAGGACGGGCUCACCUUGAUUCACCAGUUGAAGCAGACACGUCUACCGUAGCCUACGAGAAGUUUUUGCCAGUCAAUCCUGAAGACCUGAAGCUGUCACCUGUUGAAGCCUGGACUCCUGAUCAGGCGACUAUUCAACGGAACUACGAUGAGUUCGUCCUGAAAUCGAGGCAUUUGAGGCUGGAUUCAGAUGAAGCUCGGGAAUCAAAGGAGUACGAUAGCUUCUUCUUGAACAGCCCGAGUGGUGCGAGCUCGGUAUCUGACGGGGUAUCGGCGAUGUCGCUGGGCGCUGACUGAUGUUGGGUGUGGUCUGGUCGGGGAAGUGGUUACGGUUAUG